GUCUUGUCUAUUGCGAAAUUCUGUUCAAAGAAAGUAGCGAGAGCAGAGCGUCAUGGACUCCGCGUCGAUGUUGUGUUCAGGGUUCGACGCGACCUCGCAGUGAGCUCCCGGCUGGGGCUCCUCAGCACUGUGUCUGCCUCCAGACCAACCCCGACACACACCCCGGCCAGCACCAACAGUAACGGCAGCGCCUAGCGAGAAACGGGGGAACCACAGCCAGCCAGCUCGAUUCCCAAUCUCCCCUUCCACUGCUCACUCCACCCAUGCUGGCCGACCACGAUCGCGCCAAAACGAUCCCCUUUGUCCAUAUUUUUCCAUCGUCCGGCACUCUGCUGCACGUCGGCCGCCGUGCAGGUGCAUCAGCGAGCGCGUUUCCGUCCGCACCCGCGAGGCUCGCCCGCUGUCAAUUGGCCACCCGCCCAUCGUUAGCCGGACGCCUAUCGUGCCACCUCAGCAGCAUUCAAGAGCAUCAGCCAGCUACCGUCCUCGAGUCGAGACGAGCGUUUGGGGAUACCGGACGACCCUCCGACGGCGCUGUGCGACUUGAGCCGCGCUUCCGACGUCACCAACAGGGUGGUGGAGCGGUGAAGUUGGCCGACGAGGGAAGCGCAGUCGACGACGUCGUCUCGACAACAAAAGAGGGCACCAGAUCCUCAUCUCCUCCGUCCUGAACCCAUCGACUCGAGCCGACCUCGAUCCUUCCUCAUGACUGCUGUUGCGAGCCCCCCGACCUUCCCCCAGAUCUCGCGGCCAGCAUGGGGAUCCAUUAACGGCAGCAACCCCAUGAAUCCCGACGAAGUGAGAGGCAUGUUUGCGCCACGCAAACAGCUCUCGCGCACAAACUCCUCCUCCUCCGUCUCCUCGACCUCGUCCAACACUACCGUCGCCACCAACGGCUCCCAGUCCAAUGGCACGCCGCUCUCUGCCGCAUCCGAUUUGAGUCAGUGGUCGGGCAACGCCGGCCCUCGGAAGCGCCCACAACCAAAGCACCCUUGGCCGGUGAGCAAGGGCGAGCCGCAGCCGGACUUUUCCAGGCUGCCCGCCGGCCGGCCGAACGGCAUGGUUCCCCCGCAAGGGCAGAUGCAAGUGGCCCAUGGCCAGCCUCAGGUGGCUCCGCAGCAGCAGCCCGUGAUGCGGGCCAUGCCUCAAGAGCAAUUUCCGCCGGGUCAGCCGGUUCUAUAUCUGCUUUCUCUCAACGGCACGUUUGAACGAAAGACUAUCGCCGUUCCUUUUGCUCCCGACAGCCUGCGGAUCGGCCGGCAAACCAACCAGAAGACGAUCCCGACGCCAACUAACGGUUUCUUCGACAGUAAAGUGCUGUCCAGGCAACACGCCGAGAUCUAUGCAGAGCGCAACGGCAAAAUCUACAUUCGGGAUGUCAAGUCGUCAAACGGCACGUUCGUCAACGGCACUCGCCUCUCGCAGGAGAAUCGCGAGUCGGAACCUCAUGAGCUGCAGACAGCGGAUCACCUCGAGCUAGGCAUCGACAUUGUGAGCGAGGACCAGAAGACAGUCGUUCAUCACAAGGUCGCAGCCAAGGUUGAGCAUGCCGGUUUCCUGAGCAACACCAACAAUGUUAUGGAUAUGAACUUUGGCGACCUGGACCCGGCCAACGGCACCAUGCUGAUCCCCAACGGCCCGCUCCAGAUGCGUGGCCGGGCGGCUGGCGGUGCUCCCAUGGGCAACAACGGCGGCCGCAUGAUGCAAAACGGCGCGCCCAUGGUUGCGCAGGUCAACGGCAUGGCCCAACAGCGCUCGUUUUUUCUGGCCCCUAUAGCUACCGAUCAGAUCCUCAAGCGUCUUUCUAACGAGAUGCGGAGCGCCCGACUACAGGCGCAGGAUCUGAGCCGAACGAAUCAGUUCGUUCACACCCUGCUUUCUAAAGACGAUGUCAAAGAUCUGGAGAAACCAGAACCGCCAGAGCCCCCGAAGUCGUUAGUCAAUGGUGGCGGUAUGCAAUUCCGAGCCGACCCGAAGGCUCGCUUCUCUGAUCCUCCCGCGCCCCCGCCACAACAGCCGCUUCCUGAGAAGCCUGACCUGCCGUCGUUGAAGCGUGGGCCUACCGAACGACCAAAGUCGGGGCCCCCGAAUCCCUCACCUGUGCGACAGGAGAAUCUGAACCAGAUCAUUCAGCUCACGGAGGCGCUCAACAAUGCCAAGCGAGAUAUCGAUUCUCAAAGUGCACGCAUGCGCGAGCUGGAGGCCAUGCUCCAGAAAGAACGCGAGGCUCGCGAGCUGGCGGAAGGCUUGGCUCGGCGAUUAGAGGAAAAUGCGAGCAACCAGAUGAAUGGAGUCGCCAAAACAGGGGAUUUGGAGCCGAAAGAGGAACUGCCCGCGCCCAGCACCGAGAUCGAGGCGGCGCCCCCCCAGGCCGACGAGGACGACAAGGCCACUGUUGCCGAGGCCGCCGCGAGGGCUGAGGCAGCUCAGGAGACAGCUACUGCGCUGCAGUACCGCAUCGACACGAUGGACGGCCAGAUGCGGGACAUGCGGGAGCAGCUUGAGGCUUGGAGGCGGCGAUGCGAGGCUGCCGAGUCGGAACGCGAUGCAGAGCGCCAAACACUCGCCGAGAUGGUCGUGCAGCUCCGGACUGAGGAGGCCAAGAGGGCUGCGGCUGAGGAAAGGCGACGAUCUCGAUCACGUAAGAGUCGUUCGGGACGGCGUGACGCGGUAGAGUCGGACGUUUCGCCGGCGCAUAUUGCAGCCGAAGAGCCGCCCGAAAUCGCGCGCGCGAGCGGCGCUAUGGACGAUGAUCCCACGCUAUCGAGGGCGAAUACCAUCACGCCGCUCACAUCGCAGAGGGCCGGCCCGAUGCAGGAACAUCACCUACAUGCGGGCCUACCGUACGCAUCGAUGCUAGGAGUUGUGCUCAUCGGGAUGGGCUUGAUGGCAUACAUAAACGGUUGGCAGCCUCCUCCUUCACGAUUGGAAAGAUGACGAUAUAUCCACAAGACGGCGGCGCGGAAUUGGCAGAGGUUUUGUGCCUGGGAUAACGGACAAGGCCUGGUGUGGUAGAGCGCAUACACCGGCUAGCCGGUGUCAUCCCCAUGUCGGAGAUCAGAGGGCCACCAUCACAAUUUCUACUACCUACAUUGGAGACGACGAAACGAUAUGAUCACGACAACCCCACCUGGAUCGGCCAUACCCUUUCCUUUGUCACGUAUAAUAGUCUGGGUGAACUCGACCUCCUUUUCAUGCUGUUUCUUUCGACUGUACUAUUGGGAGGACUGAUGACGACGCACACCGGAUUGGGCAGAUACCCUUUCGGGGCAUGGUGACAUGGGGAGGAGAACGAAUAGGCAAAUAUGAAUGUUUUUGGCAUCGCUCCCAGGAAACAGCAGGGCAAAGGCUGGCGUUUUGUCAUGGAGACGCACCUUCUUUCAUUUGAUGACGUUGUGCAUGGACCAAGCGCAGGUCCAUUUGGCGAAGGGUCAGAGGAGUCGAGGAGGGGGGGCGGAGCAGUGGGCUUUGGCCUCUAGAUGGAGCAUAGGAGAUUUCUCUUUCAAUCCGAGCCUUGAUUUGCAA
Molecule: messenger RNA, 3525 nt
Organism: Purpureocillium takamizusanense
Lineage: Eukaryota; Fungi; Ascomycota; Sordariomycetes; Hypocreales; Ophiocordycipitaceae
Exons: 2
Coding region: 706-2937 (743 amino acids)
Cellular component (GO): cytoplasm
Molecular function (GO): protein binding
Source: RefSeq, a predicted model, not a curated record